CUGGGCCGGGAGGCAUGCAGAGGCCAGGUGGCUGGCAGGAUGAGUGUGGAGGCUGGCAGCUCGGGCCGCCGGGCGCAGGCGCCCUUCCACCUGCACAUCUACCCCCAGCUGCCCAGCACCGAGAGCCGGGCCUCGUGCCGUGUGACCGCCACCAAGGACAGCACUGCCUCCGAUGUCAUCCAAGACGUCAUCACCAGCCUGCAGCUGGAUGGCACCAAGUGCUACGUGCUGGCAGAGGUAAAGGAGUCAGGCGGCGAAGAGUGGGUGCUGGAUGCCAACGACUCGCCCGUGCACCGUGUACUGCUGUGGCCGCGGCGGGCGCAGGACGAGCACCCGCAGGAGGACGGCUACUACUUCCUGCUGCAGGAGCGUGACACUGACGGUGCCAUCAAGUAUGUACACAUGCAGCUGGUGGCCCAGGCCACAGCCGCCCGGCGCCUGGUGGAGCGCGGCCUGUUGCCCCGGUCGCAGGCCGACUUUGAUGACCUGUGCAACCUCCCUGAGCUGACGGAGGACAACCUCCUGCAGAAUCUGAAGCGCCGCUUCCUGCAGCAGAAGAUCUACACGUACGCGGGCAGCAUCCUGGUGGCCAUCAACCCCUUCAAGUUUUUGCCCAUCUACAACCCCAAGUACGUGAAGAUGUACGAGAACCAGCAGCUGGGCCGGCUGGAGCCGCAUGUGUUCGCGCUGGCCGAUGUGGCCUACUACGCCAUGCUGCGCAAGCGGGUCAACCAGUGCAUCGUGAUCUCGGGCGAGAGCGGCUCGGGCAAGACCCAGAGCACCAACUUCCUGAUCCACUGCCUCACUGCUCUCAGCCAGAAGGGCUAUGCCAGUGGCGUCGAGAGGACCAUCCUGGGUGCCGGCCCCGUGCUGGAGGCUUUUGGGAAUGCUAAGACGGCCCACAACAACAACUCCAGCCGGUUUGGGAAGUUUAUCCAAGUCAACUACCUGGAGAGCGGCAUCGUGAGAGGAGCUGUUGUCGAAAAAUACCUGCUUGAGAAGUCUCGCCUGGUCUCUCAGGAAAAGGACGAGAGAAACUACCAUGUGUUUUAUUAUUUGUUACUCGGUGUCAGCGAGGAGGAGCGCCAGGAAUUUCAACUCAGGCAGCCUGAAGAUUAUUUCUACCUCAACCAGCAUAACUUGAAGAUUGAAGAUGGAGAAGACCUGAAGCACGACUUCGAAAGGCUCAAGCAGGCCAUGGAGAUGGUGGGCUUCCUCCCUGCCACCAAGAAGCAGAUUUUCUCUGUGCUCUCCGCUAUCCUGUACCUGGGCAACGUCACCUAUAAGAAAAGAGCCACGGGCCGAGAGGAGGGCCUGGAGGUUGGGCCCUCCGAGGUGCUGGACACCCUGUCCCAGCUUCUGAAGGUGAAGCGAGAAAUUCUGGUGGAAGUUCUGACCAAGAGAAAAACAGUGACUGUCAACGACAAGCUGAUUCUCCCCUACAGCCUCAGCGAGGCCAUAACUGCCCGGGACUCCAUGGCCAAGUCACUGUACAGCGCCCUGUUUGACUGGAUUGUGCUGCGGAUCAACCAUGCCCUCCUCAACAAGAAGGACAUGGAAGAGGCCGUCUCGUGCUUGUCUAUCGGGGUCCUGGACAUCUUUGGGUUUGAAGACUUCGAGAGGAACAGCUUUGAGCAGUUCUGCAUCAACUACGCCAACGAGCAGCUGCAGUAUUACUUCAACCAGCACAUUUUCACGCUGGAGCAGGAGGAGUACCAGAGCGAGGGCAUCACCUGGCACAACAUCGACUACACAGACAAUGUCGGCUGCAUCCACCUCAUCAGCAGGAAGCCCACGGGCCUCUUCUACCUGCUGGACGAGGAGAGCAACUUUCCCCACGCCACAAGCCAGACACUGCUGGCCAAGUUCAAGCAGCAGCAUGAGGACAACAAGUACUUCCUAGGCACCCCCGUCAAGGAGCCAGCUUUCAUCAUCCAGCACUUCGCGGGGAAGGUGAAGUACCAGAUCAAGGACUUCCGGGAGAAAAACAUGGACUACAUGCGACCUGACAUCGUGGCCCUGCUGCGGGGCAGUGAAAGCUCCUAUGUGCGUGAGCUCAUCGGCAUGGACCCCGUGGCUGUGUUCCGCUGGGCUGUGCUGCGGGCUGCCAUCCGCGCCAUGGCUGUGCUCCGGGAGGCCGGACGUCUGCGGGCCGAGAGGGCUGAGAAGGCUGUGGGUACGGGCAGCCCUGGCGCCCGAAGUCACCCGGGAGAGCCACCAAAGGGAGCUGGUACCCCGUCGGAGAAGCUUUACCGCGACUUGCAUAGCCAAAUGAUCAAGAGCAUCAAAGGACUGCCCUGGCAGGGCGAGGACCCCCGUAGGCUCCUGCAGUCCCUUGGUCGACUCCAGAAGCCCCGUGCCUUCUUUCUGAAAAGUAAAGGUAUCAAACAAAAGCAGAUCAUUCCAAAGAACCUGCUGGACUCCAAGUCCCUGAAGCUCAUCGUCAGCAUGACGCUGCAUGACCGCACCACCAGGUCCCUGCUGCACCUGCACAAGAAGAAGAAGCCACCCAGCAUCAGCGCCCAGUUCCAGACAUCCCUGAGCAAGCUCCUGGAGGCACUGGGGCAGGCAGAGCCUUUCUUCAUCCGCUGCAUCCGCUCCAACGCCGAGAAGAAAGAGCUGUGCUUCGACGACGGGCUGGUGCUUCAGCAGCUGCGCUACACGGGGAUGCUGGAGACCGUGCGCAUCCGGAGGUCGGGCUACAGCGCCAAGUACACGUUCCAGGAUUUCACAGAGCAGUUCCAGGUGCUGCUGCCCAAGAACGCCCAGCCCUGCAGGGAGGUCAUCGCCACCCUCCUGGAGAAGAUGGACGUGGACAAACGCAGCUACCAGAUUGGGAAGACCAAGGUCUUCAUGAAGGAGCCAGAGCGGCAGGCCCUACAGGAGACGCUGCACCGGGAAGUGGUGCGGAAGAUCCUGUUCCUCCAGAGCUGGUUCCGGAUGGCGCUGGAGCGCCGUCACUUCCUGCAGAUGAAGCGGGCAGCUGUGGCCAUCCAGGCCUGCUGGCGGUCCUACCGUGUCCGCAGGGCACUAGAGAGGGCGCAGGCAGCUGUGACCAUCCAGGCCGCGUGGAGGGGCUUCCGCCAGUGGGCGCUCUACCAGCGCCGGAAACAGAGCAUCGUCCGCCUGCAGAGCCUCUGCCGGGGGCACCUGCAGCGCAAGAGCUUCAGCCAGAUGGUCUUGGAGAAGCAGAAAGCAGAGGAGGCAAUGCGGGAAGCCCAGCAGGCCACGGAGGCACAGGCUGAGGGAUCCAGGCCAGGCCAGGCAGCCAGCAGACUGCACGUGCCUGAGCAGGGCCCAAGGACAUCGGAGGACAGUGGGUACUCAGUAUCAGAGCCGGAGGAGCAGCCAGGCGACCAGUCUCCUGAAGGGCACCCCCCGCCUGAGGAGGAGGCGGCAGACCCGGAGAAGGCUCCUCCAUCUCAGAAAACUGUGGUGGCCGAAAGUCCUGAGAAAACUCCCAGCAGCCGGGAGAAGCGCGAGUCCCGGCGGCAGAGAGGGCUGGAGCACGUGAAGUUCCAGAACAAACACAUCCAGUCUUGCAGGGGAGAAGGCCUCGGAGAACUUUCCGAAAGGGCAACCCAGGAGCAAGGGGAGAGCCUCACAGAGGACAAAGAGAGCAGAGGGGAUGCAACCUCUCUAAAUGCAGAGCUGGAGAGUGAGAGUACAAUGCACAAGCAGCCCAUGGAGCAAGCCUCUGCCGUGGCGACCAGCAUGGUCCCUGGGGAAACCAAGGAGGCACCCCAGGGAGGGGACCCUAGGCUCAGCCAGCUGGAGAGGCCUACUAGCCUGCCUCUGGACAGUAGAGUCAGCCCACCAGCCUCUGGCAGCACCCCAGAGAGCCCCAGGGACAAGGGCACCCUGUGCCGCAGCCCACGGGCCCAGGACAGGCCCGAGAGCCCUGGAGGCGCUGCCCAGAUCCAGCGCUACCUGGACACCGAGCGGCUGGCCAAUGCUGUGGAGCUAUGGCGUGGCAAGAAACUGCUGGCUGCUGGCCCCAGUGCCAUGCUGAGCCAGUCUCUGGACCUCAGUGAGAGGCACCGGGCCACGGGGGCCCUCACACCCACAGAGGAGAGGCGCGUCUCCUUGUCCACAAGUGACGUCUCCAGGCUCCUCCCAUCCCCCUCCAAGACCCAGCCUAGGGCGGAAUCCACUGAUGGGGAGCCGGGUACCAAGAAGCCCGCAGUCCAGAAGAAGAAGUCAGGUGACGCAUCCUCCAGUCCCGACGCAGGACUGUCCCUGGGCUCCCAGGCUGACUCCAGGUCCACGUUUAAGAGGCUUUUCCUGCACAAAACCAAGGAUAAGAAGUACAGCCUGGAGGGCGUGGAUGAAGCGGAGAGCACAGCCUCCGGGCUCGUGGUCCUUGAAGCCGCUGCCAUGAAGAAGGGGCCCGAAGUUCCCGCCAACCACCAGCCCCGCCACGUGGCCAGCGACAGGCACGGCAAGGAGCCAGCAGGCAAGGGAAAGAAGAGCCGAAACCUCAAGAUCGGCAAAAUCACGGUGUCCGAGAGGUGGCGGGAGUCAGUGUUCCGCAAGAUCACCAACGCCAACGAGCUCAAGUUCCUGGACGAGUUCCUGCUCAACAAGGUAAAUGACCUGCGCUCCCAGAAGACCCCCACUGAGAGCCUGUUCAUUGAGGCCACCGAGAAGUUCAGGAGCAACAUCAAAACCAUGUACUCUGUCCCUAAUGGCAAGAUUCACGUGGGCUACAAGGACCUGAUGGAGAACUUCCAGAUCGUGGUCAGCAACCUGGCCUCCGAGUGCGGCGAGAAGGACACCAACCUGGUGCUCAACCUCUUCCAGUCGCUGCUGGAUGAAUUCACCCGCGGCUAUACCCGAAGCGACUUUGAGCCCACCAAGCAGAGCAAAGCUCAGAAGAAGAAGCGGAAGCAGGAGCGUGCUGUCCAGGAGCACAACGGGCACGUCUUCGCCAGCUACCAGGUGAGCAUCCCGCAGUCAUGCGAGCAGUGCCUCUCCUACAUCUGGCUCAUGGACAAGGCCCUACUCUGCAGCGUGUGCAAGAUGACCUGCCACAAGAAGUGUGUGCACAAGAUCCAGAGCCGCUGCUCCUACACACAUGGAAGGAAGGGGGAGCCGGGCACCGAGCCGGGCCACUUCGGGGUGUGUGUGGACAGCCUGACCAGCGACAAGGCCUCAGUGCCUGUGGUGCUGGAGAAGCUCCUGGAGCACGUGGAGAUGCACGGCCUGUACACCGAGGGUCUCUACCGCAAGUCGGGCGCCGCCAACCGCACACGGGAGCUCCGGCAGGCACUGCAGACAGACCCCGCGGCCGUGCGGCUGGAGAGCUUCCCCAUCCACGCUAUCACGGGUGUGCUCAAGCAGUGGCUGCGUGAGCUGCCGGAGCCGCUCAUGACCUUCGCCCACUACAGUGACUUCCUCCGCGCCGUCGAGCUGCCCAAGCAGCAGGAGCAGCUGGCCGCAAUCUAUGCCGUCCUGGAGCACCUCCCGGAAGCCAACCACAACUCCCUGGAGCGCCUGGUCUUCCACCUCGUCAAGGUGGCCCUGCUGGAGGACGUGAACCGCAUGUCACCUGGGGCACUAGCCAUCAUCUUUGCACCCUGCCUCCUGCGUUGCCCUGACAACUCAGAUCCACUGACCAGCAUGAAGGACGUGCUCAAGAUCACCAUGUGUGUAGAGAUGCUGAUCAAGGAGCAGAUGAGGAAGUACAAGGUCAAGAUGGAGGAGAUCAGCCAGCUGGAGGCUGCAGAGAGUAUCGCCUUCCGCAGGCUCUCCCUGCUGCGACAGAAUGCUCCAUGGCCUCUCAAGCUGGGGUUCUCGUCUCCCUCUGAGGGGGUCCUGAACAAGAGCCCUGCAGCCCACGGGAGCCAGGGCGGCCGCGCAGAGGAGUUGGAGGUGCUGCCCGAAGAGGUGGCUGGCAGCGACGAGGACCGCGAGAAGGAGAUCCUCAUUGAGCGCAUCCAGUCCAUCAAGGAGGAAAAGCAAGACAUCACCUACCGGCUGCCAGAGCUGGAUCCGAGGGGCUCGGACGAGGAGAACCUGGACUCGGAGACGUCAGCCAGUGCCGAGAGCCUGCUGGACCAGCGGGCCGUGCAGGGGGCCCUGGAAGGUCAGUAUUGA
Molecule: messenger RNA, 6099 nt
Organism: Carlito syrichta (Philippine tarsier)
Lineage: Eukaryota; Metazoa; Chordata; Mammalia; Primates; Tarsiidae
Gene: MYO9B
Product: myosin IXB
Exons: 38
Coding region: 40-6099 (2019 amino acids)
Biological process (GO): intracellular signal transduction
Cellular component (GO): myosin complex
Molecular function (GO): microfilament motor activity; protein binding; ATP binding
Source: RefSeq, a predicted model, not a curated record